AUGGAGACUUUGGAGGAAACUGGCCUCUGCUUUCCACAACUCCUCAACAGCUCCUGCAGGAAGCCAAUACGUCCUCACUUUGAGACCAUGCUGAUUUACAUUCUGCUGUCCUUCAUCGCUCUGCUCACUGCAGCUCUUAACCUGCUGGUCAUCAUCUCUGUCUCCCACUUCAAGCAGCUCCAUACCCCCACCAACCUCCUCCUCCUCUCUCUGGCUGUCUCAGAUUUCUUCGUGGGCCUCCUCAUGUUUUUUCAAAUUGUUCUCAUAGACGGCUGCUGGUUCUUUGGUGACCUCAUGUGUACUCUGUAUCAGUAUCUAGCAUAUGUUAUAACCUCUGCCUCAGUAGGAACCAUGGUGCUCAUAUCUAUUGACCGCUAUGUAGCUAUUUGUCAUCCUUUACAUUUUGCCACCAAUGUCACUCAAAAAAGAGUUCAAGUCUGUGUUUAUCUGUGUUGGAUGUUUUCUGCUCUUUUUCAUAGUCUGCUGCUGAAAGGUAUCCUGAAACAACCAGGCAGGUAUAACUCCUGCAUUGGAGAGUGUGUGAUUAUAAUUGAUCAUGUUGCAGGAUUUGUUGAUCUCUUUUUGACCUUUAUAGGUCCUGUCACCAUCAUUGUGGUUCUGUAUAUGAGAGUAUUUGUGGUAGCUGUGUCUCAGGCUCGUGCCAUGCGGUCUCACAUUGCAGCUGUCACCCUCCAGAAGUCAAGGAAAGUAGCCGCUAACAAAUCUGAGUUGAAAGCAGCCACGACUCUUGGUGUUGUUGUAGUUGUGUUUCUAAUGUGUGUAUGCCCAUAUUAUUGUGUUGCUCUUACAGGCCAGGACACCAUGUUCAGUGCUUCAUUUGCUUACUUUGUCAUUUGUCUGUCCUAUUUUAACUCCUGUCUAAACCCCCUGAUCUACACCUUUUUCUAUCCAUGGUUUAGAAAAUCUGUUAGAGUCAUUGUUACACUUCAAAUACUGAAGCCAGGCUCCUGUAAGAUUGAGAUACUGUAG
Messenger RNA from Acanthopagrus latus (yellowfin seabream), 990 nucleotides. RefSeq names its product trace amine-associated receptor 13c-like. The record is from RefSeq and is a predicted model, not a curated record. The transcript has 2 exons. The coding region runs from base 1 to 990 and encodes 329 amino acids. Lineage: Eukaryota; Metazoa; Chordata; Actinopteri; Spariformes; Sparidae. Gene Ontology annotation, biological process: G protein-coupled receptor signaling pathway. Gene Ontology annotation, cellular component: membrane. Gene Ontology annotation, molecular function: trace-amine receptor activity.